AUGAAGUCCACCAUUCUUCUAGCUUUGGCCACUGUCGCCUUUGCUGUUCCAUCGCCACAGAAGCCGAAUGAGCGCCGAAACAUUGACUUCGGGGAAUGUAAGGGAAAGACUGUGGGUCAAUGUAUCGACGAGGGGCACGACGAAUCUCUCUUCAAACAGUUGAAGCCGAGCUUUGGCAUCGGGGGCUGGAAGGACGCAAACGGGUGCAAGGCCAGAAAGGAGUUCGAUGGAUGCUACGUGGCUCAGAAUCUGUAUUGCGCAGGUUUGGGCAAAGUCGGAGGGACGGCUUGCCUUACUAUUGCGAACGACUCUUGCAUGAGCACGACCAAGAACUGGGUGAAGAAGCAUUGCAAAGAUACCAAGGUGGAUGACGUCAUUGAGGCCAACCAGAAGUAG
Molecule: messenger RNA, 396 nt
Organism: Neoarthrinium moseri
Lineage: Eukaryota; Fungi; Ascomycota; Sordariomycetes; Amphisphaeriales; Apiosporaceae
Exons: 2
Coding region: 1-396 (131 amino acids)
Source: RefSeq, a predicted model, not a curated record